CAAAAAUGGACGAAGAAGUAGUGUUAGAAUUGGCGUCCCAACAAGCCAUCAAGUUUUUGCUCGCCGAGCCAAAAUUUGCGGAAAAAUGGCAGAUGGAGAUAGCGAAAGGACUGAGGGAGGACUUAAAGAACCCCUCCACGUCAACUACCUCCUCAAAUCCCGCUGUAACAUCAAUAGAGUCCACGUGCUCAGAGCUGACGAGCACAAUACAAUACGUCAUCGACACUUUCGAGGCGCAAGUAGACCCCCGAAAUUGCUACAUUUCCCCGGGAAAAGCUGGAAAUCGCGACGCCGCCGCACUUUUCGAGGCGGGACUCCGCGUGGAAAAGCUCGCCGGGCUGGAUAUGCAGAGCUCCGCCGCGAUGACGAAAAAUGAAGAAAAUUGCAUGCACAUUGGAGCCGCCUGUCGACGUGUCAGCCAAGUGCUCAAAUCGUUUGGUAAACGGUUUCAGGGCCAACCCUCACUGGAAAUUCAAUCGAUUCUCCCAAUCAUCCAUCGCCUCUGCCGUCUAUUCUACACAAUUUCCCACGAAAUUUGCAGAUUUUCUACGAAUUUUCGGUCGAAAGACCGGAAAUUACUGAAAACUUGCGGAAAAUCGAUAGAAAUCGCGGCGAAUGAGUUCAAUUUGCGGAUUGUCGCCGAAAUUGAAAUGAUCGAAAAUCAUCUGAAAUUCGAUGAAAAACGCCGAGAAAAACGUCCACCACCGCCCACGCAUCAGCACCGCCCGUCAAACGGCCACGUUUCUUCCAUGACACGUCAUCAGCGCCACCUUGCCACGUCGAUAAAUGACGUCAUCAACGGGCGCCAAGUGACGUCAUCGAUGAGCUCAGAGCUCGUGAGACGGGCGAUGCCACGUCAUCCGCCCGGCGGAAUUGCCACGUCGAUUGUCAGCGAGCAUCGCGGAUAUCUGAUGGAUGAUAACUUGAAAAAAGCACGUCAACGCAUCGCCCAUGUUCAUCCAAAACGACGCAUCGGGCACGUGGCGCUGGAUCUGAAUAUCGACAAAAAUUCGAGUUUCGCUCCGCCGCCGCCGCCGCCACUGCAAAAAAUCAAUAAUGACGGCGUCGACGACGAUGAUGAUGAUGAUGACGUCAUCAUGCGUUCAGCACGGAAAAUGACGGAAUUGGUGUUGGCUGAUAUGCGAAAAUCUAUGAAUUUUUAAUUUUUUUUAAAAUUUGUCAAAUUUUGCGCCAAUGUUUUGUUUUACGUGUGUCGAUUUACGGGCAUUUUGUAUGAAGAUUUUUUGAAAUUG
Molecule: messenger RNA, 1253 nt
Organism: Caenorhabditis elegans
Lineage: Eukaryota; Metazoa; Nematoda; Chromadorea; Rhabditida; Rhabditidae
Gene: Y22D7AL.7
Product: Talin_middle domain-containing protein
Exons: 6
Coding region: 6-1163 (385 amino acids)
Source: RefSeq, marked reviewed